CAACCCCUGUAUAUAUACAGUGUAUAUGUACGUACCUAAGAUUGUGUCAUGGUAGUUGUUUAGUGACUGAACAGAACAGGAUAAUACAAAUGUGUUUUAAGAUAGAAUAUUUUUGAUAUAUACGACUGUCUUGGAUGUGCUAAGAAUAACAAGGAGCAGACUGUCUCUAAUUCAAGGUUUAGUGGAGCCUGUUGUUGGUCAAAAUGUAAGAGAAUUCAGGCCUAACUGAUCAUAGAGUAAAUUUGAUUGUUCAUAAAGGAUAUUAAAUAAAGAAUCACAAAAUUAUAAACAUGAAAUAUAAAAUGUAUUGUAACAGUAGGUGUAGCUCAUCAAAUGGCUAAUGAAUGUGCUUUUCUGUGUGUGUGUGUGUGUGUGUGUGUGUGUUAGGGUCGGUGUUUGUUUGCCAGUGGGAGUCCGUUUGCUGCUGUAACUCUGGAUGAUGGCAGGAUGGUGAUUCUGGGACAGGGGAACAAUGCUUACAUAUUCCCAGGUGUGGCUCUGGCAGUAAUUCUGAGUGGUGUUAGACACAUCAGUGAUACGGUGUUCCUCGAGGCUGCUAAGAUCUUAGCAGAGCAGUUGACGGAUGAGGAACUGAAUCAGAAUCAGGGUCGUCUCUACCCUCCUCUUUCCAACAUUAGGGAGGUUUCUUUACAGAUGGCUGUGAGGAUAAGAUUUGUGUUUAUACAUACACACAAUGUGGUGGAGUUUCUGUACAGUAAAGCAAUGGCAUUUCGGUACCCAGAGCCACUGGAUAAGGAGGCGUAUGUGAGAUCCAUUGUGUGGAACACGGAGUACGAUUCCUUCCUCCCAGACAUCUACGAACGGGCUGGACUGUCCCAUAGUCCUAUAGUGGAGUAAUCAUACACCCUAUAGCAUACACCUGAAACAGUCACACCCUUCAUUUACAGCUGUGUAAUGUUUAACUAUCACACAUCCCCAUGGGGAGUGAUUCCUAAACUCCUUCUGCUAAUGUAAAUGUACAGUGUUGCUAUUAUUUAAACACUCCACGUGUGUGUGUGUGUGUGUGUGUGUGUGUGUGUGUGUGUGUGUGUGUGUGUGUGUGUGUGUGUGUGUAUAUCAGCUAAUACAUUUAGUGCUUUGUGUUUCUAUGUGUGUUGGUGUGUAUUUGGGUUUAUUUCACUGCAGGCUUACAGUAUUCAUUAUAAUAAAAUGUGGGGGUGGUCGGGUGUAGUUGGGGCAGUGAGAAAAUCUCGAAAAAAGUGUAACUUUAGUUUCACCCUAAGCUGGAUUUUAACAUAGGGCCUAGAACCUGAGAGAACUACAUGUGCUGCACUCAGCCCACUGUGCUACUCAAACAAUGACGUGUUAGAUCUGUUGUAACGCUGAUAUAACCUGUGCACACAAUAAGCCUAAAAGUGAAAACUACUUAAAAUAAAAAGAAAAUGCUUUGUAAUUCCCACAGUAACGUCAGAAGCCAUUCACUCUGUUACAGGUUGAAAAAUAGUGAAGAAAUAGCCUUUGCUUGAUUUGAAUGAAGUUGACCCAACAAAGCAUGUGUUUGUACCAUU
This is a messenger RNA of Trichomycterus rosablanca, 1529 nucleotides long. Its product is annotated as NAD-dependent malic enzyme, mitochondrial-like. NCBI's taxonomy places the organism in Eukaryota, Metazoa, Chordata, Actinopteri, Siluriformes, Trichomycteridae. The transcript has 4 exons. Gene Ontology annotation, biological process: malate metabolic process; pyruvate metabolic process. The record is from RefSeq and is a predicted model, not a curated record. Gene Ontology annotation, cellular component: mitochondrion. Gene Ontology annotation, molecular function: malate dehydrogenase (decarboxylating) (NADP+) activity; NAD binding. The coding region runs from base 448 to 858 and encodes 136 amino acids.